Messenger RNA from Alternaria postmessia, 771 nucleotides. RefSeq lists its product as uncharacterized. Gene Ontology annotation, cellular component: cytoplasm; cis-Golgi network; fungal-type vacuole. Bases 1 to 771 code for a protein of 256 amino acids. The transcript is spliced from 2 exons. Gene Ontology annotation, molecular function: glutathione disulfide oxidoreductase activity. The record is from RefSeq and is a predicted model, not a curated record. Gene Ontology annotation, biological process: cellular response to oxidative stress. Lineage: Eukaryota; Fungi; Ascomycota; Dothideomycetes; Pleosporales; Pleosporaceae.
AUGCCGUCACAACGUCGCAUGAAGUUCUUUGGCAUCCUCAUCGUCACCACAAUUGUUGUCCUCUUCUACAUGUCAAGAGCAGCACACCAAACACAAUCAUCGGAUUUCUAUACAAAGACGCAACAAGCCUUACAAGAGAAAGAAUACGCAGAAGCGGCCAAGCAACGCGACGCGGAGAGCGUCGGAUCGCGACUCAAAGCUGCCGAGGAUCAGGCUAAGAAGAACGCCGAGAACAAAUACGCGGACCACAAGGUCCAAGUUGAGGGUCAAGACCAGAAGAGCGUCGCGGGCAGAGUCAAGAUGGAUGGCGACAAGGUUCCUGGCGUCGCGCAACAGGGCGGUAGACCGCACGACCAAGCAGCGAUGAAGGAGAAUGAGACACUCGAAGACCAUGAAGUUGAGAUGGAGCUCAAUGCCAUCCUGAAGAAGAGCCCAAUGAUCAUCUUCUCUAAAUCCUACUGCCCUUACUCGAAGAAAGCGAAACACAUUCUCCUCGAAAAAUACAACAUCAAACCCGAACCCUACGUCGUUGAGCUCGAUCAAAGCCCAAUAGGCCAACAACUACAAGCAUUCCUACACAAGUCUACAGGUCGGCGGACAGUGCCCAACAUUCUACUGAUGGGCAAGAGCAUCGGAGGUGGCGACGAUAUUGAAGAGCUUGAUCAGACCGAUACCCUUGUGGCCAAGAUCAAGGAGAUAGGCGGUAGCCGCAUCACCGAGGUCGAGCACCGUGGCGCCCGCCAUGAGAUGCGACGAAAGAUGAAGGCGUAG